CCGCUCAGCUUCGGCUCUUCUUCCUCCUCUCGCCCUUUGCGAAGAGGGUUUCGGCAAGGGCGCCGUUAUCAAUCUCCCUCUUAUUCCCCCUACCCUUGCGGCGCCGACCGGGUUGGAGUCGGCACCGUCGCUGGGAGAGAAUAUAUUUUAAGAGAAGGGAUUCAGCGAGGUAUGCAGUCGGAUCCGACGGUCAUCAGCUUGAGGCCUGGAGGCGGAGGAAACCGAGGCAGCAGAAUCAUAGCCCCCCGGUUUGAAUCUUCGAUUUCUGGAGGCGCGUCGCUCGGUUCCUCCGAUCUGCCUGUCCUCCGACCCCAUGGCGGCGUCGGCGCGGCACUCGCGGUCAAGAUUGGAGACCCCAGAUUUGAGAGUCGUGAAUGUAUCCGCUACACAAGGCAACAACUUCUGGAAGUUCGUAAGGUUGCUCAGACUUCCGAAGACAUUCUGAAAAUCAAACAGGAUAUUGAGGCCGAAUUGCUUCCUGAAGAUCAAAGUUGGAGCCAUAACAAUGCCAAUUUGUCAAGCCAAACACAGAAUCGUUAUUUUGAACCAGAUACUCGUGAUUGGCGUGGCCGAUCAGCACAAUCUUCUGCAUCUGGAGAAAUCUGGGAUAAUAAAGAGUCAAAUAUCUCAAGUUCUGGUUAUCAAGAUGCAAGACAAUCAAAUAAGCAGGGCUCACAGAUAGGUUCAAGCAUUCAAGGCUCUCAGGGUGGACCUACUCCUGCCCUAAUAAAGGCUGAAGUGCCCUGGUCUGCUCGAAGAGGAAAUAUCUCUGAUAAAGAGCGAGUGAUCAAAACAGUUAAAGGUAUAUUGAAUAAGCUGACACCAGAAAAAUUUGAUCUGCUAAAGGGGCAGUUAAUUGAUGCUGGAAUCACGACUGCUGAUAUUCUAAAGGAUGUCAUAACUCUCAUAUUCGAGAAAGCUGUUUUUGAGCCAACAUUUUGCCACAUGUAUGCUCUACUGUGUUCUAAUCUCAAUGAAAGCCUUCCUCCAUUUCCUCCUGAAGAAGAGGGAGGGAAAGAGAUCACUUUCAAGCGAAUACUCUUGAAUAACUGUCAGGAGGCAUUUGAAGGUGCUGAUAACCUGAGAGCUGAAGUGCAAAAGCUGACUGGCCCUGACCAAGAAAUGGAGCGCAGGGACAAAGAGAGAAUGGUGAAGCUCCGAACUCUUGGUAACAUUCGCCUCAUUGGUGAGCUUUUGAAGCAGAAGAUGGUGCCAGAGAAAAUAGUUCAUCAUAUUGCUCAGGAGCUGUUGGGACAUGAUGGAAAAACAUGUCCUGCUGAUGAAAACGUUGAGGCAAUCUGCCAGUUAUUCAACACAAUAGGGAAACAGUUGGAUGAGAGUACCAAGUCACGUCGUUUUAAUGAUGCCUAUUUCAACCAUUUAAAGGAGUUAACUAGAAAUCCCCAACUUGCCCAACGCCUGAGGUUUAUGGUUCGUGAUGUGCUUGACCUACGUUCAAACAACUGGGUUCCUCGACGUGAAGAGGUCAAGGCAAAGACUAUUAGUGAAAUUCAUAUUGAGGCAGAAAAGAAUCUUGGUCUACGCCCUGGUGCAAUUGCUAGUAUGAGAAACAAUCGUGAUGCUGGUUCUUUAGGGCCUUUGGGUCCUGGAUUUCCUAUAAGCAGACCUGGAACUGGUGGUAUGAUGCCUGGGAUGCCUGGGACUAGAAAAAUGCCUGGAAUGCCUGGGUUAGAUGGGGACAUGUGGGAAGUUCCGCGGAGCAAAUCCAUGUCAAGAGGCGAUGCUAAUCGAGUCAAUAAUACUUCAGUGGCCAAGUCUGCAUCUAUCAAUUCUAGGCUUUUACCUCAAGGUAGUGGUAGCUCAAUUGUUGGCAAGACCAGUGCAUUGUUUCAGGGCAGUGGACCACCAGCUCGUUCUUCAACUUUAACACCAGCAGGUGCAGUAGAUUCUGUGCCUCAAAAGUUGAGGUCUGUCAGCCAAGUGCCACCGCCUGUGAUCCCCUCUAAGUCAGUGGUUGCACCUAAAUUCAAUCCUGAUGUGCUACAGAAGAAGACGGUUGCUCUGCUGGAUGAGUAUUUCCACGUCCGUAUUUUGGACGAAGCACUCCAAUGCGUAGAGGAGUUAAAGAGCCAAGAAUACCACCCCGAGGUGGUUAAGGAGGCUAUUAAUCUUGCUUUGGACAAAGGCCUCUCUUCUCUAGAACCUCUUGUGAAGCUUUUGGAAUAUUUAUUGGCUAAACAGGUUUUUACUCCAAGAGAUCUAGGGACAGGUUGUUUACUUUAUGGGGCGAUGCUGGAUGACAUUGCUAUUGACUUGCCAAAAGCACCUACAUAUUUCGGCGAGGUUGUUGGUAAACUCAUUCUAAUCCGCGGUGUUGAUUUUAAGGUUUUGGAGAAAGUUAUGGAAAAGGUUGAAGAUGCUGAUAUCCGAGCAACAAUUUUGGCCGCUGUGAUGAAGACAAUUAAAUUAAGUCCUAAUGGUCAGGCUGUAUUGGAUGCGGAAGCCGAAGCAAUAAGAGCUUGUGAGCAGCUGUUGCAAUGAUUUUAAUGGUCUGGUAAAAUUAUUUAUUCUAUGUUUUGUACCUCUAAUAGAGCAGUUGUUCGUACCUUUCCUUCGUUCCAUCCUUUUCGUAUGUCCUAUGGAUUUUGUAUUCGAUGAGUUACGCAUAGCACAAUCAUUUUGAAGUGAUUUUGUAUGCAGCAAUUAGUUAAUGCAUGCUGUUGAAAUAUUAUAUGA
Zingiber officinale is the source of this 2697-nucleotide messenger RNA. RefSeq names its product eukaryotic translation initiation factor-like. The transcript is spliced from 9 exons. Gene Ontology annotation, molecular function: protein binding; translation initiation factor activity; mRNA binding. Gene Ontology annotation, cellular component: eukaryotic translation initiation factor 4F complex. The record is from RefSeq and is a predicted model, not a curated record. The coding region runs from base 172 to 2502 and encodes 776 amino acids. NCBI's taxonomy places the organism in Eukaryota, Viridiplantae, Streptophyta, Magnoliopsida, Zingiberales, Zingiberaceae.